Messenger RNA from Pristis pectinata (smalltooth sawfish), 1198 nucleotides. RefSeq names its product zinc finger, B-box domain containing (gene zbbx). Gene Ontology annotation, molecular function: zinc ion binding. NCBI's taxonomy places the organism in Eukaryota, Metazoa, Chordata, Chondrichthyes, Rhinopristiformes, Pristidae. The transcript is spliced from 11 exons. Gene Ontology annotation, biological process: cilium movement. The coding region runs from base 95 to 1198 and encodes 367 amino acids. The record is from RefSeq and is a predicted model, not a curated record. Gene Ontology annotation, cellular component: motile cilium.
CCGGUGUUAGAGUCAGAUACCUGCAUUCUGGCAUUAUGUUGUUGGACGUUACAACUGUUAUUCUUUGACUUUGAGUAGUUUCAAUCACUGAAUCAUGAAUCCCAAUAACUUCAUUGUGGUACCAGCUAACAAACCUGUCACUUCUGUCAAGUUAAAAGCAAGAAAACUUCGGGAGUUACGGUUAGAAACUGCUCAACUGGAACUAGAUAGUGAUGUAAUGGAACAAAGAUUGCAGCAACUUCGAGAAGCCAUGAGUAAGGAAAAGGAGGAAAGGGAACGAGCAGGACUAUAUCAUUGGAGAUCUGGACAGACGGGGAACCUUACAAAUCAUGCACAGGUAGUGUUGAGGAAUAAAGACAACUUUAAUCAAAAGAUAACUUCUGGAAAGACAAAAAUCAAAAUACUGAAGGACCAGUGUAAAGAGCCUCCAAAACGUGAAUCCUCCAGUGUACCAGUUUGUGAAGCUGAAAGGCCAAAAGUCAAGGGGAAGUUAUGUGGACAGUGUGAGAUCAGAAGUCCUGCAUUGGUUUGUGUGGAGUGUGGAGAAGAUUACUGUUGCAGCUGUUUUGCUAAAUUCCAUCAAAAGGGGGCACUGAAGCUUCACAGGUUUUCCCCUUUCCAGACUGAGAAACAUGCAUCAAGCAAUUCAUUGCAUUUAGUCAGCCAAUUUAAAAAACAAAUUGAAUCUGAUGACCCUCCUGUGAAUACAAAGCAGUUUCUGAAGAAACCAUUUUCAGGAAGAAAACUUUCAUCUAAGAUAAAUGCACAACAAAAUGCUGAGGUUCUUACCCUAGAUCAAGAGGAUGGUAAAUCAGCUAUAAGUGUGCAAAGCAGCAGUGCGGAGGAUCUGCACGGUGGAUCAUUAUUAAAUGGCAGUUUUGAUGAGGAACAGUCAGCAAACGCAUUCCAAGAUGCAUUGAAAGAGUGGAGGGGAAGAAAACCUAGUGAAGCUCAGUUGUUUUCAGUUUCCAUAGGGACAUCACAAACAGAAAACAACCUGCAAAAUUCAAAACUAACAAAGGAAAUUCUGUUUAAAGAUCACAAUAUAACCUAUUUGGAGAAGUUGCUGCUCAAGAAACACAAAAGAACUCCAGAACAAUCAUUUCCAUAUGAAGUAAUGGAUGACCUGACUAUUUUUAUGUGCUCACCUUGUGAAGAGAAUGAGCAAAGUGAUGAAGAACUUUUACUGACAGGCUAG